AAGAAUUUAAAAAUAAUAUUUCUUGGCUGGUUCGGUACAAAUGAAUCGUAAACAACACAAUGUCCGAAAAGCACCGACACCUUCCACUCUGGAUGGUGAAAUCUGACGUUGAAUGCAGUAAAGAUAAAGAAGUGGAAAAGAAGAAAUCACAUAAAACCUCAACAAAGAGAACGAGGAAGCGACGGAGUGUCGUCACGUACUGGAUGAACGAGAGGGAGCUCGUGGAAACAGCGCUCAGCAUUUUGAAGGAUGAUAAGUCAUCAUGUGCUAGAGAUGCAAUGCAGGCCCCGGAGGAGGUAAUGCUCAUUCCAGAGACAGAUGAAGAAACUGGUGACUCGGAUGUACAGGACAGGACACACGUUUCAAACAUUGCCGAGCAAGAGACUGUACCAUAUGGACACUGCAUGGAAGAAAGUACCAGUACAAAACCAGACUGCCAUUUAAAACCUUCUCCUGAUGCUUCAGGAACUCCAGAGAAUACUGGCGUGGAUGAUGAGGCUCUUGAGCUAGUUCGAGAGAUUUUUUUCACAUAAUUUAAGCCUAAAAAGAUAAUUUGAAGAAUAUCCCAGUUGCUCUUUUCCAUAGUUCAAGCAAUCGGGGACUUGGAGCUUUCAACUUUCAAAAAGUGACAAGUGAGUCGCCAUAACCACUUUUAUAAUCCAUUUUUAGUCUUUUUGGAGCUUGACAGCUUUCUAAUGAAUUAUGAUAAACUAACAAAGUAUUAUCGUGUAGGAAACAGUUGAACAUUCUUCAAAAGUUCUCUUUUGUGUUGCCUAGAACAAAGGAAGUCAUUAAUGGGAUGGGAAUGACAUGAAAGUGAGUACAUUACAUUUUUAUUAUUAUCUCUUUUCACACUGUUAUUGUAAUCUAGUGAUGAUUUGUAUGGUCUGUUUGUGAUGUGCUGGUAACAAGGUUGAUGUUUGAACAAAGGUCAUUUCUAAACCAAUUUUUGGUAUUUGCACACAUGCGCUUUCUUGGGUCUUUUGGGAAAGAAAGCAAAUGAGAAUGUUUAAUUACAUGCAAGAAUAAAUUGUAUAUGUAUUCGUUUGAAUUAAAACCCGAGCCGACUAACCUCAGGUUUACAUCCUUCAAGAGGAGCCUAAUGUAAGUUUACGAGGACAAACUAUAAAGUCAAGAUUUUAUUUUGCUGCUCAGGAGACAAGAACAGACAGGGUGACGCUCAAAAACAAAAUCACAGGUGUGCAGGUGCACAAGAAAGUGUUUUUAUUUGGACUCUCAGAAGACACGCUGAAUAAUAGGGAAGAAAACGUCCCAAUCCUGGGGAAUGUCAUGUUGAAAUUUAUAAACUAAGCAAAAUACACCAACAGGACUGGACGUGACUGUAAUUUAUGAUUUGCCUUUUCUGAUUUAAUUACAGCAGGGACACUAAUCAAACUAGAAAAGGCUUUAGCUCAAGAGUCUGCAUCAACAGUGUGAUCUAUAAUCAUGUAAAUAUAAUGCGGGAAAUGAUUUAGUACAUCAGAACAAAUGCUUAUGCUUUAUGCAAAACAUACUUUUAAAUGAAUUAUUUCACACAAUCGCUUAAAAUGCAUAUGAAUAGAAAAUAAUCGAUCUUUCCUGAGGUGGAGAUCUCAGCUCUGACUGGGAACAAUCAUUACAAACAUCCCAGCCAGAUGCUAAUACUGUCGUGAAUGGGUCGUGUCUGAAAUGUGCAUAUUUUAAGAUUGUAUGAAAAGCCAGUUCGCCCGAGACUAAAUUGUCAGAUAGUCAGAUCUGCACUUUUUAAAGAGAGUAUUUCAUGCAAACGAAGACGAUCAAAUUAUAAUUUAAAUGCCUGUAUUUAGAAAUAUUUUAAUAAAAAUAUAAGAUGUUUUCAUGAAUGCAGUAACAUUAACAAGCUUUUAUGCAAGAAUCUUUUUGCAAGAAAGAAAAAAAAAGCUGUCCAAUCAUUUAAAUUCAUCGAUUUUUGCACCAAUCUAAAUUUUCUGUAUAAUGUUUAUUGUGUCAGUGCAGUUGGGUCUUUACAGUAACACAUGACAGUCAACCUCAAUAUCAUGUAUUAACUGAA
Messenger RNA from Pimephales promelas (fathead minnow), 2029 nucleotides. RefSeq lists its product as uncharacterized. The record is from RefSeq and is a predicted model, not a curated record. NCBI's taxonomy places the organism in Eukaryota, Metazoa, Chordata, Actinopteri, Cypriniformes, Leuciscidae. Gene Ontology annotation, biological process: negative regulation of double-strand break repair via nonhomologous end joining.